AUGCCUACCGGACUCUUCCGCCCUUUUCAACGCAUUGCGAUAUCUUCACUUCCUUCAGCAUUACGGAGCUUCCACUCUACAUCGCCCAACAUGGUUGUCCACAACGUCCGCAGCGCUGAAGAGUUUAAUACCAUCAUCAAGGAGAAACCCUUCGUCCUCGUUGAUGCCUUCGCCACCUGGUGCGGUCCCUGCAAGACCAUGGCACCCGCACUGCUCAAGCACUCCGAGGAUUCUGCAAACAAGGGCAUUCACUUUAUCAAGAUUGAUGUCGAUGAGCUCCCCGACGUGAGCCAAGAGCUCAACAUCCGUUCCAUGCCUACUUUCAUCAUCUUCAACAAUGGUAAGAGGGCUCAGGAAGUUGUCGGCGCCAACCUCAAGGGCCUCCGGAACCUCGUGGAGACUGUUGCCCCUGAGGCGUUGGAGGAGGUGACGAAGGCUGAGGAGGCCAAGAAGAAGGCUGAGGAGGCCAAGAAGAAGGCUGAGGAGGCCAAGGAGGGGUAA
This is a messenger RNA of Colletotrichum orchidophilum, 501 nucleotides long. Its product is annotated as thioredoxin. Bases 1 to 501 code for a protein of 166 amino acids. Lineage: Eukaryota; Fungi; Ascomycota; Sordariomycetes; Glomerellales; Glomerellaceae. The transcript is spliced from 3 exons. The record is from RefSeq and is a predicted model, not a curated record.